UACACUCUGCUUCUUGCCUAGACUCUGAGAGUGUGUGUGUGUGUUGCAGGUCAUGGGUUGGUCCUUGACACUGGCAGGAGCCUGGCAGGGACUCCUGACCUGUUGGGGCGAAGACUGAUGGCGGUGGACGAUGACAACGACACACUGGCCAAGAACUGUACUGAACCAGCUGUCCAUGAAUUUCCCGAAGACAUGUUCACCAACAGACAACGCACACAAGGAGCCGUGCUGAUACACAUUUUUGCGGCUCUCUACAUGUUCCUGGCUCUGGCCAUUGUGUGUGAUGACUACUUUGUUAUGUCUCUGGACAAGAUCUGUGAGAAACUGGACCUGAGUGAGGACGUGGCUGGUGCCACCUUUAUGGCUGCUGGAAGCUCCGCCCCCGAGCUGUUUGCUUCUGUCAUAGGUGUGUUUAUCACCCACGGGGAUGUGGGAGUGGGGACCAUCGUGGGCUCAGCAGUCUUCAACAUCCUGUGUAUCAUCGGCGUGUGUGGUAUCUUCGCAGGCCAGGUGGUCUACCUGACCAAGUUUUCCGUGUUCCGGGACUCUCUCUACUACACGCUGUCUGUGGUCGCUCUGAUAGCGUUUAUCUACGAUGGAAAGAUAGUGUGGUGGGAGAGCCUGAUUCUGGUGGUGAUGUACUCUGGCUACAUCAUAAUCAUGAAGUUCAACUCCCAGUUACAGAGCUACUUCUCAGGAAAGGAAGAGAAGGCACUGGCCAAUGGGAAUACGGCAAGCAGCGAGCUGGAGGAUGGUAAUGGUUGCUAUGACAGCAUUUGGGACGACCCUUCCACACCACUCCUCCCCCCAGUGAAGCCUGCCAAGUCGUACAGCAGGGGCUCAGUGGUGAUGGUGGAUGAGAUGAUCAGCUCCAGUCCGCCACACUACCGCUUCCCAGAGGCGGGACUACGCGUGAUGAUAACCAAUCACUUUGGACCUAAGACACGCCUCCGCAUGGCCAGCCGAUUGAUCAUCAACGAGCAACAGAGACUGGUGCAGGCGUCCAACGGUGACACCACCAUGGUGCUGGACGGUAAAACAGAAACGCUGGAGAACGGAGGCGUGGCGGAGGAUAAACCUGCCGAGGAGGGGGAGGAGGUGGGACUGGCCUCCCCCUUUACUGUCCCUGGGGGCGCCAUGGAGCGCGUGAAGUGGCUGCUGUGCUGGCCCGUCCUGUUGCUGCUGUACCUGACGGUGCCGGACUGUGCCAAACCGCGCUGGGAGCGCUGCUUCCUGCUCUCCUUCUUCCUCUCCACUGUCUGGAUCGCCAUCUUCUCCUACUUCAUGGUCUGGAUGGUGACUAUCAUAGGCUUCACUCUGGGUAUUCCUGAUGUGAUCAUGGGCAUCACGUUCCUGGCAGCGGGCACCAGUGUUCCUGACUGCAUUGCCAGUCUCAUAGUCGCCAGGCAAGGUCUCGGGGACAUGGCUGUGUCCAACACCAUAGGCAGUAAUGUGUUUGAUAUCCUGGUGGGUCUGGGCGUACCCUGGGCCAUCCAGACUAUGGCUGUGGACUACGGCUCCGAGGUGAUGAUCAACAGCAGAGGGCUGGUGUAUUCUGUCGUGCUGCUCCUGGGAUCUGUGGCUCUCACUGUGCUGGGCAUCCAUGUGAAUGGCUGGAGGCUGGACCUGAGGCUGGGGGUGUACGUGUUGGUCCUGUACGCAGUCUUCCUCUGCUUCUCCAUCCUCAUCGAGUACAACGUGUUCACCUUCGUCAACCUGCCCAUGUGUCUGGAGCCGCUGUAGCCGGGGGAGGGGGCCGGAUCUAUACCAAUGCAUGCUGGGAUGCAUGCAAACCUCCUGAUUAUGGCAGCUAAAGAGUCACUCCGCCCUCUUGACCUCUCACCUCCACAACCUCGUCCAGGAACAGGAGGGUACGAAAUCUGUGUCGGUGUCCGUGGUAACUGUUGUUGGAUGUUGCUGUUGCGUGUUGCAAAGUACUGUGGCUGUGUCCGUGUCGGAAGACAGUUGUUGGCGUGUUCUGUGUCUUAUUUAAACAUGUUACAUGUAACUGACAUGUAUGCAACCUCUAAAGUAGAGGAAUGGUUUCCAUGUGAAUAUGCACCUGAGGUGAGUAAGAAUGCUGUUACAAAAGCUGCUGAUAUGCUGCUGCUUACACACACACACACACACACUUUUUCACACACACAAACGAUCAGAUUUACACACACACACACACACACACUUGUCAACUCUUUUCUCCCUGUCCCAUGAUUACGGAUGGUGACACAGACACUGGUUUACAGUCCAUCUGACACAGUGUCCCAGACUAGGGACAAGUCAGCACUGUCGCAGACAGAGGGUGUAUUCCUCACACUGACACACUGCUAGCUUCUCUCUCCUGACAGAGUCUUCUUUUCCAAAACACUUAGACAGUCUCUUGAGUGUUUUCUGUUCCACACACCGAGGUCCUGUUAGGUGUUCUCUUCCUUCUGGUGCUGGACACCACCCCACCUGGAGCCUGCUAGGGCUCCCUGCUAGGGCUCCCUGCU
Osmerus eperlanus (European smelt) is the source of this 2489-nucleotide messenger RNA. RefSeq names its product solute carrier family 24 member 4a (gene slc24a4a). The coding region runs from base 118 to 1743 and encodes 541 amino acids. Gene Ontology annotation, biological process: intracellular calcium ion homeostasis; calcium ion transmembrane transport. The transcript is spliced from 17 exons. Gene Ontology annotation, cellular component: plasma membrane. The record is from RefSeq and is a predicted model, not a curated record. NCBI's taxonomy places the organism in Eukaryota, Metazoa, Chordata, Actinopteri, Osmeriformes, Osmeridae. Gene Ontology annotation, molecular function: calcium channel activity; calcium, potassium:sodium antiporter activity.